AUGGCUCCGGUUUUACACAAAUGCACUUUUUGUUUCAACCACUAUAAAUUAAGACCGGACGGGAAAUUACACCGGCACGGAGGGAAAGAGAAGGGUCAAGAAUGCCCUGGGUCUAUGAAAGCGAUCGACCAACCAUCGGCCGGGUCUACAGGACCUUCGGGUUUGGCUCCCCGCGCUGCACCUGUCAACGAGGGUCGCGAAGCCGCACGUACAUCAGCUUCGGUCACGGAGGCGCCCAUGGGAACUGACUUUAACGCUUCUUUUGACAGACUGACGGCCGCCUUGAGAAAAACCCCGGUUAUUGAUCAUGUGCCAAAACCAUGUAGAGAAAAAGUAAUAAAAAAAUUGAUGUCCCUCAUGGCGGCAAUUUGUAAUAAACCUUGCGACCCAACUCACUGGUACAGGCUCCAUUGUUUUUUCUCAUAUAUCCUCAAAAAGCCUGCCAGAGGGGGUCGAAGAUUCAACCAGGGUAAUCAUCCACAAAAAAACAAUCCAAACAGUUGGAUUCAAACCGCAAUCGCCCGCAUAGAACAGGGCAAUCUUUCGGCGGCUGUCAGGCUUGUUUGCUCUCCCGAGGGUCUGGCGGAGGACUCUCCUGAGACAUUGGUGUUGUCAGCCCUGAAGUCAUUUAGGAAUGGUUCGUCUGGAGGCCUUGACUGCCUAAGGCCCCAGCACAUUAAAGAUUUAAUUUCAGGCCCACUGCCCAUUGACGAGUUUGUAAGCUCCCUAACACAGUUUAUAAAUAUAAUUUUAUCUGGCGCGUGCCCAUCCGCCGCCAGCCGUUUCUUUUUCGGGGAGCUGAAAUUCGCCCUCGACCGAGUGUCUCAUCUUCCGGUGCACGACGCGCUGACCAUCGUCCGCAACGCCCUUAGUUUGCCUAGAUUGAUGUAUUUCCUUCGUACAUCCUUCUCGGCUUUAAUACCCGUUCUUAAAGAGCCCUCGGGAAUUUCCGCGUUGGAUGGAAAACGCCCGGAUGGCUGCACGUUGAUUCCUUGGAGAGCCGGUAGAUGCCUGGCGUGGGACGUAACCGUUCCGGGCAUAUUAGCGGAACGGUACGUGCACUUAACCAGCAAAGAAAGUGGUUUGGCCGCAACCAGGGCAUCGGAUGAAAAGUUUAAAAAAUAUGAAGGUACCCUGCCCUCGAUGGAUUUUUUACCUGUUUGCAUCGAAGUUCUUGGCCCGAUGGACAACAACACUUCAAUAUUUUUUAAAAAGAUUUGCAAAAUGAUAAGUGGCAGGUCCGGCGACAGCAGAGAGCUAUUUUUCGCCAUGAAUCAUAUAUCUUGUUUGCUGCAAAGGUUUUUGCGCGUCUGUGUUAUCGAAAAUGUUCAAUUAAACGCCGACUGCCCUGUUUGCUCCAAUCACUACAAGAUCACACCAGACGGGAAACUUUGCCGUCAUGGUGGAAGGGUUAAAGGCCAGGAAUGCUCGGGUUCGAGGAAAAAGGUGGAUGCACCACAGGUUGUGACCGGUCCGCCUCACGUAGCCGCAUCUAGCGAUGGACUCAUAAUGGGUGCGUCCGUAAUGGAGAGUCCCACCAGUUUGGAUUACCCCCUUUUUUUUGACAGGAUGACGGCUGUUUUGAAACGCGUACCACUGCACGAUCACAUUCCAAAACCGUGUAGAGAAAAAUGUAGCAAAGCACUGCACGAGUUACUGACGGCCGUUUGUUGUGACUUCGGCGAUCCCGCUCACUGGUGCAGACUUUUUUGUUUUUUCCAUACGUCCUUCAAAAACCUGCCAGAGGGGGACGCCGGGUCAACCAAGGCAACCAGGAACCAUCUGGCAUUUCAGUGCAAGAUGGCAAGCGACCAGACGGUUGUACUCUUACUCCCUGGAGAGCUGGUAAAUAUUAGGCUUGGGAUGUUACGGUUCCUGGUACCUUGGCCGAGCGCUACGUUCACCUUACCAGCAAAGAAUGUGGUUUGGCUGCAAUCAGGGCAUCGGACGAAAAAAUUAAAAAAUAUGAACACGCCCUGCCUUCCUUAG
This is a messenger RNA of Helobdella robusta, 1989 nucleotides long. RefSeq lists its product as hypothetical. The record is from RefSeq and is a predicted model, not a curated record. Bases 1 to 1989 code for a protein of 662 amino acids. NCBI's taxonomy places the organism in Eukaryota, Metazoa, Annelida, Clitellata, Rhynchobdellida, Glossiphoniidae. The transcript is spliced from 7 exons.